AUGAAGCGGAAGACGCGGAACAAGAUCAUCGUGUGGACGCUGGCCCUGGCCGCGGCGGCGAUUCUGGUGGGCGGCACGAUUGCGCUGGUGCUCACGGCGGGGACGUGGAAGGCCCAGAUAAAGAAGUCGCAGGAGAAGAUCUGCAACAAGGGGUGGGAGUGCUCCGGGAGCAAGUACUGCUGCAACGACACCAUCACCGACUUCUUCAAGGUGUACCAGUUCGAGAACCUCUUCGCCAAGCGCAACACCCCCGUCGCGCACGCCGUCGGGUUCUGGGAUUACCAGGCCUUCAUCAUCGCCGCGGCACUCUUCGAGCCCCAGGGGUUCUGCACCACCGGCGGCAAGCAGAUGCAGAUGAUGGAGCUCUGCGCGUUUCUUGGACACGUCGGCGCCAAGACCUCAUGUGGGUACGGCGUGGCUACCGGCGGGCCGACGGCGUGGGGGCUAUGCUACAACCACGAGAUGAGCCCCGACCAGACCUACUGUGACAAGACCUACACCCAGUGGCCCUGCGUUGAGGGCGCCGAGUACUACGGCCGCGGCGCGAUACCUGUCUACUGGAACUAUAACUAUGGCGCCGCAGGUGACGGGAUCAAGGUGGACCUGCUCCACCACCCAGAGUACCUCGAGCAGAACGCGACGCUGGCAUUCAUGGCGGCAAUGUGGCGGUGGAUGACGCCAAUCAAGAAGAACCAGCCGUCAGCGCACGAAGCGUUUGUGGGCACCUGGAAGCCCACAAAGAACGAUACGCUCAGCAAACGCCUGCCUGGGUUCGGUGCCACCAUGAACAUACUCUACGGCGAAUCAAUCUGUGGCAAGGGAUUUAUCGACGCCAUGAACACUAUAAUCUCUCACUACCAGUAUUACCUUGACCUCAUGGGUGUUGGCCGUGAGCACUCUGGCGACAACCGUGAUUGUGCUGAGCAGCUCCCGUUCAACCCCUCAAGCCCAACAGAUGACCAGAAGCAGCAGCAAUCAGGAAGCUAA
This is a messenger RNA of Miscanthus lutarioriparius, 987 nucleotides long. Lineage: Eukaryota; Viridiplantae; Streptophyta; Magnoliopsida; Poales; Poaceae. The record is from the annotation of a GenBank genome assembly.